This is a messenger RNA of Naegleria lovaniensis, 645 nucleotides long. RefSeq lists its product as uncharacterized. The transcript is spliced from 4 exons. The record is from RefSeq and is a predicted model, not a curated record. Gene Ontology annotation, molecular function: GTP binding; GTPase activity. The coding region runs from base 1 to 645 and encodes 214 amino acids. Gene Ontology annotation, cellular component: Golgi apparatus. NCBI's taxonomy places the organism in Eukaryota, Heterolobosea, Eutetramitea, Acrasida, Naegleriidae.
AUGUCAUCGCAUGAGUAUAUUUUCAAGUAUAUUAUUAUUGGUGAUAUGGGUGUAGGCAAGAGCUGCCUUUUGCACCAAUUUACGGAACAAAAAUUCCAAUCAGACUGUCCUCAUACUAUCGGUGUAGAAUUCGGUACCCGUGUUAUUGAAGUUGAAGGAAAAAGCAUUAAAUUACAAAUAUGGGAUACAGCCGGCCAGGAACGAUUCAGAGCCGUGACGAGAUCAUAUUACAGAGGCGCAGCAGGUGCUCUCAUGGUCUACGACAUUACCCGUCGUAACACUUUUCAUCAUUUAGCCAGUUGGCUAACAGAUGCUCGUAAUUUGACAAACCCACACACAAUUAUUGUUUUAAUUGGAAACAAAUCGGAUUUGGAAGAUCAAAGACAAGUCAGUUUUGAAGAGGCUUCUCGUUUUGCUAAAGAAAAUGGACUCGUUUAUGUUGAAACCAGCGCAAAGACUGGUGAAAAUGUCACUAAAGCAUUUAUGGAAACUGCUAGUAGAAUUUAUAAGAAUAUUGUUGACGGAGUUUUGGAUCCUAACAGUGUGGAGUCAGGAAUACAAUACACAAAAACACUCAUUGACAAUGAUACUCAGGGAGGUAGUGGUGGUAACAACAAGCCAUCCGGUGGAGGAUGCCCAUGUUAA